Messenger RNA from Paraglomus brasilianum, 1272 nucleotides. The record is from the annotation of a GenBank genome assembly. Lineage: Eukaryota; Fungi; Glomeromycota; Glomeromycetes; Paraglomerales; Paraglomeraceae.
AUGACCAGUGUCGCAAGUCAGAACACAUUCGGCAUUUUGGCCGAUGUCGAGGACCAGACGCAGGAAACUGCCUCUGAGCUGUCGAAAGAGGAGGUAGUUGUUUCUAAGAAAGUAGAUAGGUCUCGUGCUAGCAAGACCGAGGCUAGAAUUCGUCACGACUAUCCUCAGCGUGGUGGUGCCCCCAGGGCUGCUGCUUCCACGAGGGGCAACGACGAAGUUAGAUCAGGACCUCGUGACCGCAAUGUUGGCCCUCGUCUCUCUGGUCGUCGUAAUCAAGACGAAGGAAGCGGCGGUUCUGACUAUCCUCCUCGUAAUGCUCGCGGAGCCCGUGCCGGUGAACGUUCUCGCGGCGGUCGUGGUGGGCGACGUGGGCGUGAAUACGACCGUCACAGCGGAACUGGCAGAGAGGAUAGCGGGAAGAAAGAUUCGCAAGCAUGGGGAGAUCCUACUAGUAGUGCGUGGCCAUCCGAAUCAAAUGAACCAGGAAAGUGGGGAAAUGAUACUGGUGGACCGGAAGAAAGUUCCUGGACCGCGAAUGAUGACGCUGCUAAUGGAGGGACGUGGGAUGCUGGCAAUGAAGCUUCUGCCCCAAAUGAGGCCGGUGGUUGGAAUGAUGGAGAAGAUGGCGCCAAGGAUGAUAAUACCUGGAAUCCUGAUAUCUCCUUGGAUGAUUUGAGCACGGAUAAUGUUGAUUGGAAAAGUGGCGACAACAAGGAUAACGAUGACGAUGGUGGUUACUCCAUUGAUGCGGUACAAGCUCCUGUUGAGAUAGUGCAAAAGACUUUGGAUGAAUAUCUUGCCGAACGUGCUCAAAGAGGUUUAAGUGUAGCGCUUCCCGAACCUAGGAAGCCCAAUGAGGGAGCUGACGAUUCGCAAUGGAGGGACGCUGUUCCUCUUGAGCGCGAUGACGAAGAGGAUGUAUUGUUCGCUGGCAAGGAAACAUCUUAUAAAUUGAAGAGUAAGGAUAAGACCAAGACCAAAAAGGAAUAUAUCGAAAUCGAACAAGCGUUUGAGAGACCUAGUGGCGGAUCUCAAAGAGGUAGAGGUCGUGGACGAAAUGGAAGGGACGGCAACAGAGAACGCCGUGACAAUCGUGAUGGAUACAGAGAAGGCCGUGAUAAUCGUGAUGGAUACAGAGAAGGCCGUGACAAUCGUGAUGGAUACAGAGAAGGCCGUGACAAUCGUGAUGGAUACAGAGAAAAUCGUCGCGGUCGAAAUGACGGUGUCAACCUCAAUGACCAAAGGGCUUUCCCUAGUCUUGGAACCGCGUGA